UGGGAAGUCUGCAUACAGCAAAGUGACCUGCAUGCCUCACCUUAUGGAAAGGAUGGUGGUCUCUGGCCUCCUGUGGCUGGCCUUGGUCUCCUGCAUUCUGACCCAGGCAUCUGCAGCGCAGCGAGGUUACGGAAACCCCAUUGAAGCCAGUUCGUAUGGGCUGGACCUGGACUGCGGAGCUCCUGGCACCCCAGAGGCUCAUGUCUGUUUUGACCCCUGUCAGAAUUACACCCUCCUGGAUGAACCCUUCCGAAGCACAGAGAACUCAGCAGGGUCCCAGGGGUGCGAUAAAAACAUGAGCGGCUGGUACCGCUUUGUAGGGGAAGGAGGAGUAAGGAUGUCGGAGACCUGUGUCCAGGUGCACCGAUGCCAGACAGACGCUCCCAUGUGGCUGAAUGGGACCCACCCUGCCCUUGGGGAUGGCAUCAUCAACCACACUGCCUGUGCCCACUGGAGUGGCAACUGCUGUUUCUGGAAAACAGAGGUGCUGGUGAAGGCCUGCCCAGGCGGGUACCAUGUGUACCGGUUGGAAGGCACUCCCCAGUGUAAUCUGAGAUACUGCACAGACCCAUCCACUGUGGAGGACAAGUGUGAGAAGGCCUGCCGCCCCGAGGAGGAGUGCCUUGCCCUCAACAGCACCUGGGGCUGUUUCUGCAGACAGGACCUCAAUAGCUCUGAUAUCCACAGUUUGCAGCCUCAGCUAGACUGUGGGCCCAGGGAGAUCAAGGUGAAGGUGGACAAAUGUUUGCUGGGAGGCCUGGGUUUGGGGGAGGAGGUCAUUGCCUACCUGCGAGACCCAAACUGCAGCAGCACCUUGCAGACAGAGGAGAGGAACUGGGUAUCUGUGACCAGCCCCGUCCAGGCUAGUGCCUGCAGGAACAUUCUGGAGAGAAAUCAAACCCAUGCCAUCUACAAAAACACCCUCUCCUUGGUCAAUGAUUUCAUCAUCAGGGACACCAUCCUCAACAUCAACUUCCAAUGUGCCUACCCACUGGACAUGAAAGUCAGCCUCCAAGCUGCCUUGCAGCCCAUUGUAAGUUCCCUGAACGUCAGUGUGAACGGGAAUGGAGAGUUCAUUGUCAGGAUGGCCCUCUUCCAAGACCAGAACUACACGAAUCCUUAUGAAGGGGAUGCAGUUGAACUGUCUGUUGAGUCCGUGCUCUAUGUGGGUGCCAUCUUGGAACAAGGGGACACCUCCCGGUUUAACCUGGUGUUGAGAAACUGCUAUGCCACCCCCACUGAAGACAAGGCUGACCUUGUGAAGUAUUUCAUCAUCAGAAACAGCUGCUCAAAUCAACGUGAUUCCACCAUCCACGUGGAGGAGAAUGGGAGGUCCUCGGAAAGCCGGUUCUCAGUUCAGAUGUUCAUGUUUGCUGGACAUUAUGACCUAGUUUUCCUGCAUUGUGAGAUUCAUCUCUGUGAUUCUCUUAAUGAACAGUGCCAGCCUUCUUGCUCAAGAAGUCAAGUCCGCAGUGAAGUACCGGCCAUCGACCUAGCCCGGGUUCUAGAUUUGGGACCCAUCACUCGGAGAGGUGCACAGUCUCCCGGUGUCAUGAAUGGAACCCCCAGCACUGCAGGGUUCCUGGUGGCCUGGCCUAUGGUCCUCCUGACUGUCCUCCUGGCUUGGCUGUUCUGAGAGCUCCGCUGAGCAUCUGGUCUUGAAGUUUGUGUUCUUCCCUCUGGCAAUGGCUCCCUUCAGCACUUCUGCUUUCCACUCCAAUUCACACAGUCUUGAUAUUAACAGAAUCAAGGCCAGGCUAGGUUUAGGCAAAGGGAAGAGCUUUCACCUUCUUUAAAACUCUCGGCUGGGUGCAGUGGCUCAUGCCUGUAAUCCCAGCACUUUGGGAGGCU
This is a messenger RNA of Gorilla gorilla gorilla (western lowland gorilla), 1851 nucleotides long. RefSeq names its product glycoprotein 2 (gene GP2). The transcript has 10 exons. The record is from RefSeq and is a predicted model, not a curated record. NCBI's taxonomy places the organism in Eukaryota, Metazoa, Chordata, Mammalia, Primates, Hominidae. The coding region runs from base 32 to 1636 and encodes 534 amino acids.